UCUGAAGCUCAGGGAAAAAGAAGGGAUCAGUGCUCCUUAUAGACAGUUAAAAAUAGUUAUAAAACAUUAACUUAUAUAACUUAUUUCAACUGAAAUGAGACUGUCGCUUGAGAAGUUGAUGAAGGUUGACUCUUUUCUGCUUCUGGAUUAAAUGAGAGAUUUUUCAGUACACUGUUCAGAAAAUUAGGACCUGAAGGCAAUAAAUGCCCCUGCUUCCAUUAGAGAUAUUCAGUCUCACCCUAACAGAUGGCAUUUACACAGAGCCAUUUGACAGCAACACUUCUGACCUCCAUCCUGGGAGCAGUGCUCGGUCCCCUGCAGAUUGGCUACCAUACUGGCAAUGUCAAUGCUCCAGCCAAGAUCAUUGAAGAGUUUUUCAACUGCACAUGGAGAGCCAGACACAACCAGUCAAUGACAGAUCACAGCCUGACUCUACUGUGGUCACUUUCAGUCAGUAUGAAGGACUUUGGAGCUUUGCUGGGGUCUCUAGGAGUUAAAUACCUGGCAGAUUCAUAUGGCAGACGUAACUCCAUCCUGAUUGCUAACUGUCUGUCGGUGGCAGCAGCGUGUAUUAUGUUUGCCUCAAAAGAAAGUGAAUUGUUUGAGGUUCUCAUCCUGGGACGGAUGGUGUUUGGCCUGUUCUGUGGUCUUGUAAUGAGUCUCAACCCCCUUUACAUCCAGGAAGUGUCCCCUACCAAUCUGAGAGGAGCCUUUGCCACACUGAACCAAGUGUCAUUAGCCUCUGGCACACUGAUAGGGAUGGUGGCUGGUCUGGAAACAACACUGGGCACAAAGAGUAACUGGGCGAUGAUGCUGUCCCUGUCUCUUAUCCCAGCCCUGACACAGUAUCUGGUACUGCCUUUCUGCCCUGAAAGCCCUCGCUACCUCCUGAUAAACCAGGGAGAGGAAAGGAAAGCAGAGUCUGCCCUGCUGAGACUGAGAGACCAUGCUGACAAGGUGUCCUGUGAACUGGAAGAAAUGAAAGAAGAGGCUGCACACACCCAGACUGGGGUCACCAUCUGUGAUUUCUUCCAGAAACAGAGCUACAAGCAGCCAAUCCUUAUUGUUCUCCUUGUCAAUUUAGGAAGCCAGCUUUCUGGAUUCAAUGCAAUUAUCAACUACUCCACUAAAAUGUUCCAGGCCAAGUUUGAUGAUGCCAAAUAUCUGACUUUGGGUGUGGGAGUUGUCAAUGUCAUCUUCACUUUGGUUGCAUUCUACUUCAUGGAGAGGGCAGGGAGGAGGAAGUUGUUGCUGAUUGGUUUCCUCUCCAUAGCAGUGUGCAAUUUACUUAUGACCAUAGUUGAUUCUGUUCUGCAUCUGGUCCCAGUACUGCGGAGCCUGCAGGUCCUGCUGGUGUUUUGUGUCAUCUCAGCUUACGAACUGGGCCCUGGUCCCAUCUCCUGGUUCAUUGCUGCUGAACUGUUCGACCAGCCUGGGAGACCUAUAGCCAUGGCCUUUACCAGCAUGGUCAACUGGGGAGGGAAGUUUGUCCUUGCACUUCUCUUUCCUCCUUUACUGAAACUCUGUGGGGCAUACGUCUACUUGAUUUUCAUGGCUGUGGCUCUGCUCGCCUUUGCCUUUACGUGGCUCCGCCUCCCAGAGACAAAAGGCCGCACGUUUGAUGACAUUGCAGAGGAGUUCAGAGGAGCGGACGGAAUCCCGCUACACAAUAGCAGUGGAUUCAACACUUUCACCUGAAGAGCCACUCAUUCCUUCUUGAUGAUAAGCAGCCUAGCCUGCCAAAAUAAAAAAAAUAGAUUUCUCAAAUAUUGCUGAAAUACUACAAUAACAUUUUCAUGUUUUUGAUUUUGUUUUGUGUGGGAUUUAUCAUUACCUUAAAUUGCAUUUCUCCUUUUAAUUAAACAUAUAGCAAAAAGAAAUGUACAGCUGUUAUCAGUGCAAGUCGCCAUUAUGUAAGCAAAACAAAACUAAUUUGACUCCAGGUGCACUGCUGGUUUUUAUUCUUGCUGGAAAGGUCUGACAUAAUCAGAAUUUCCAACAAUAUUAUUCUGAAAUAUACAUAACAGCUUAAAUUAA
Molecule: messenger RNA, 2037 nt
Organism: Girardinichthys multiradiatus
Lineage: Eukaryota; Metazoa; Chordata; Actinopteri; Cyprinodontiformes; Goodeidae
Gene: slc2a1c
Product: solute carrier family 2, facilitated glucose transporter member 1
Exons: 11
Coding region: 247-1698 (483 amino acids)
Biological process (GO): monosaccharide transmembrane transport
Cellular component (GO): membrane
Molecular function (GO): hexose transmembrane transporter activity
Source: RefSeq, a predicted model, not a curated record